This is a messenger RNA of Aedes aegypti (yellow fever mosquito), 1960 nucleotides long. It is a transcript of the gene DCTN4-p62, whose product is annotated as dynactin subunit 4. Gene Ontology annotation, cellular component: dynactin complex. The record is from RefSeq and is a predicted model, not a curated record. Bases 128 to 1693 code for a protein of 521 amino acids. Lineage: Eukaryota; Metazoa; Arthropoda; Insecta; Diptera; Culicidae. The transcript has 3 exons.
UGAGUUUGACAGUUCGUAAAAAUCAAAACAAAAAAAAUCGUCGUCGUCGUGAAAGUAAAAUUUUUCACCAGAAGAAAGUGUUUACGCUUAAAAUUUUCACUGAAUUCCCUCGAAACGAAACGAAAAAAUGGCAUUUUUCAUGUUACCCAACGUCGUCGAAUAUGCGUGCGUGUGCGGGCUGCUGAACCCGCUGACAAAGCUGUACUUCUGUCGCUACUGCAUGAAGCUCCGCUGUGGAUUCUGCGUUUGUCAUGAGGUGGACUCGCAUUUCUGCUCCAACUGUCUGGAGAACAUUCCGUCGUCCGAGGCCAAAAUCCGGAAAAACCGGUGCAACACUUGCUUCAACUGUCCCAGCUGUCAGCAUACGCUUUCGGUUCGGGCGGCGAAUACGAUAAUCCAGGUUCCAGCUCCGGAAGCGGUUAAAACGGAAAGCGAUGCUGGUGGGAAUGGCGUCAAGAAGGAGAGCACUCCGGAGCCUUCUCCGGGGAAGCCAAUUGCCAGAAAGCUGUACUAUCUGUCUUGCUUGCACUGUCGCUGGAAUACAAGGGAUGUGGGCAUUCCGGAUCAGCCCGUUGCCACGGGACAGUGGCCAGAACCGGAGUAUGCGAAUGCGACUAGAUUUGCGUUAUUGCUAGAACAUUACCAAUCGGUUGUGCUUCACGAGAAGCAAGAGAAACAGGAACUGUGGCGGCGAAAGACUCCCAAGCAGAGCAAAUUUCCCAGCAUGACGGACCGUACCGGGUUGACCGUGGCCAUGAUCCGGCGCCAAAUGGGAUGGGCUGAUAGCAAAGCUCAGCUUAAGUCCGCACCUUUGGCGAUCAACAAAUCCGUUGCGAGUGAAACGGUCGACGGUCUUCCGGCAGAUAUCUUCACCAAGGAAUUGACCCUGAAGAAAAUAUCCACUUUGGAGCAGCGCUUGGCUCAUCCGGCCAAACAGCCGGUCACGGUUAACAAGCUGUUCCCACAGCAUAAGUUGCUCUCGAUAAAGCGAUCUCUGCGCUGCCGGCAGUGCGAUCAUAACGUCAUCAAAUCGGAAUACAAUCCCAGCUCGAUCAAGUACCGUAUCGCCAUGUUCGCAACCUAUCACGUCCCGGAAGUGAGAUUCGUCCGUUGCGAGCCCCUAAUCAAGGGCCAAGAUUCUUUCCUAACACUUAAAAUCAUAAACCCUACGAUAAAUGACAUGACCAUUACGAUUAUGGAACUUCCAAUGGAAGCCGAAGAGCAGUUAAUGAUCGAUGAACUCAAACUGGCCGCCGAGAGUAGUAGUGCUUCGUCUUCCCUGAUGAUAAGCGGUUUGAGUACCAGCAGCCUGACCAAACAGGCUUCGCUCAUGGAGGAUCCGAGGAUGGUCGAGGCGAAGGUCAAUGGCAGCUUCAGGCUGCCGGAUUCGUCGUUCGUUAUCAAUCAUCGCGAUGAUUCGGCCGAGUUCGAUGAAGUGGUGCAAUCUCAGCAGGAGGAUCCCAAGUUCAUUAUAUGGCGUAAGGCGAACCAAAUCGCGAUGAAAUUGGCCGUUCAACCGAACGAGGAUUGCAACGCUGACAACGAGAUUGUCAUAGGAUUUUCAUUGCAGUACACGUACGUUAACACGGUCGUAGAGAAGAGCAGCACUCCCACGAAGGGACCUCAAAAACAGGCGCUCACUACCCGAGUGUUUGUCAAACUAGGAAAGCUAUCGGAAGCUGCGUCGUCUUAAAUCCCUUGGAAAUGGGCGUUGUCUUAGCAAGCACACUCAAUUAUUUAUAAUAAACUAUUUAAUGCUGUAAUCAUUCAUAUUUAAUCCUAAUAAAUAAAGUUAUCCGCUUCUUUCGCAGUAAUCAAUUGGUACAACUGGCUUUAGUUUUUCAUAUUAUCCGAAUUUAUUCAUUCAAUACGAACAAUCUCCGCACUUUUUCGCACAUUCGAAAUAGUUCUCCUGCAUGAGCAGCAGUAGUAGCAGCUGAUGUUUGCCUUCUUCUAAUGC